AUGAAGUCUUUGAGUAGUGUAGGAAUUGGGUUAAGUGUGGUAUUCAGUUGCCUUUUCUUGGCUCUCAUAGCUGAGCUUUACUACUUGUUUUGGUGGAAGAAAAGGCUGAUCACCAACAGAUCAGAGAUAGAAAACCAUGACUAUAUAAGCCCAGCAAAAGAGCUCUUCUACAUGUUUUGUUGGAGAAAACACUCAGCUUUUAGCCACUCAGCUCUCAACCCUCAAGAAAUCUGCUCCUCAAGUACAAGAAUUCCCAUAAACGACAACAACAAUACACUUCUCCAAGAGCCAAACGACGAUUUUCUCUUCAAACCCUUUGAAGAGGAUGGUCCAGAGACACAGUUCAUGACACUGCAAAACUGCUCAGGCCCUCCUAGAUUCCUCUUCACAAUCGUAGAGGAGACCAAAGAAGACUUGGAAUCUGAAGAUGGCAAGUCUCAUAAUAACAAGAGCAAAAAAGGGUCAAGAAGUAGGAGUUUGAGUGAUUUGCUUGUCACUUUGGAGACUCCAUAUUUGACCCCUUUAGCCUCUCCACCAUUCUUCACUCCUCCUCUAACACCUGGGGGAUCGUACGGACAUCAAGGUAUCAACUUUCUGUUUCAGUCAACAGCAGAGGAAGAGUUCAAUAGGAUUAUUAGAUCGUCUUCGUCAUUGUCGUCGUCACCUCCUCCUAAGUUCAAGUUCUUGCAAGAGGCAGAGGAGAAGCUUAUUAAGAAGAGGUUGAUGGAAAAGGCCGAGACUGAAACUGGUCUUGUGAAGAUUGUUGAUGGGAAUAUUAUUAGUGACAAAAAAUGGAAGGAAAAUGAAGGUGGUACUACUCCUACUACUACUACUAUUUCAAGCAUACUUAAAGAGAAUGAGGAAGAUGAGUCUUUUAUCACAAUCACUGUUGAUAAGAACAAAGCAAGGGAGAUUAUUUCCUCACAGGUACUUCCUCUUGCUUCUUCACCUUCAACCUUCAGAUCAGCACCAAUUAAUAAGAAGCUCAAUCCACAUUAG
This is a messenger RNA of Morus notabilis, 999 nucleotides long. RefSeq lists its product as uncharacterized. NCBI's taxonomy places the organism in Eukaryota, Viridiplantae, Streptophyta, Magnoliopsida, Rosales, Moraceae. The transcript has a single exon. Bases 1 to 999 code for a protein of 332 amino acids. The record is from RefSeq and is a predicted model, not a curated record.